CCGGCGACCUGGCGUGGAGGCUGGCUGCCGGGUGUCUGUCUAGUGCAGGUCCCUAGUCUAGUGUUUGGGUUCGGGUUCGGCCCAUUCCAUUCAGCCCAACGCGGAAGGGAGGCUGCAGAAACAAGUGCGGAGUUGACAAACUGAGCUAAUUAAGCUCCGCGUCAACGGGUAGUCAAGGUAGACGGAGCUAAAGAAGUACGUACUCGCCUCCGCCGCGUGCCGUCGACCACAAUCCCACAGCGAUGCGCGUGAAGCGACCUCAAUCCCACAGCGAUGCGCGUGAAGCCCAAACAAGAUUCCCCGACCAGCAAUCCUGCCCGUCUCACGACCUCGGGACGCGUAGGUCUUGGUCCAGAUCUUCUCUUCGGAUAGUAUAUCGCGCCCUCGCUUGAGCCAGCUCCACUCACCCCGCCCCCACUCGAGUUACGUCCAGCAUGGGCGCCGCCGUCGGGAAGCCGGCGUUCGGCGUCACGGUCGCGCCGAGGACGCACGCGGAGGAACGGCUCGCCGUCGCGGAGCACGCCCUGCUCCAGUGGACCCGCUCCCCCGGCGCCGACUCCGGCGUCUGGGACGCGGACGCGAGCUACACCAACAGGGGCCUCCUCGCCGCGGUCGACGACGUGCUGCUCCUGGCGGAGGAGGACCCAUUCCCGCUCCCCGGGGCCUCGUCCGCGCGCCGCCGCCUGGACAGCGCCGUCGGCGCCGCCGCGUUGCGCAUGGUGGAGGAGUUCCUGCGCGUCAGGGUCUGGGACGCCUCCCCGCUGCGAGUCGCCGUCGACGGGCUCACGCUGGCGUCCAGCGGCAUGUCGCUGCUGGUCUUCCCCAGCGCCGGCGACAGGACCAGCGAGGCGAGCUCCGGCGGGGAGGUCGACGCGUCCUACGGGACCCGGUCGAGGGCCAGCUCCGGCGUGCCUGACGAGGUCGCGGCCCUGUUGGAAGGCGAGGUCUGGGAUGAGCUCGAUCUCGUCCGCCCUGCGGGCGUGUCCGUCCUCCACGAGAUCGCCCUUCGGAUGGUCCGCGCUGGCUGCACCAAGGAGCUCUUCCGGGCGUUCGCGAACGCUCCCUGCGAUGUGCUAGACAGGUUCUUGUCAAUUCUUCGGGUGGAGUGCUCGCAGCGGACGACGGAGGCCGUGAUCAAGCGGUGGACGACGGUGACGAAGAUCAUCGGGAAGGCCAUAGUCGCCAUGCGGAGGCAGCUGUACGAGCAGAGUCCAGGCGCCUUCGACAGUUUCAGGGAUGAAUACUUGCUGGCCAUCGCAGAGAACCGCAUCCUGAUCCUGCUCGAGUUCGCCAACGGGUUCACCUCCAUCACAUCGCACGAGAAGCUCGUAUACAUGCUCGGCAUGUACGAGGCUCUCAGCGACGCCGCGCCCAGCCUCCUGCUCUUGUUCAACGGGGCGCGCAAGGAGCUCGUCGCUGAGCGGACACAGGAUAUCCUCACCAAAUUGGCCGACGCGAUGAAGCUUAUGGUCAGCGGCGUCGUGGCCAAGGUCCAAGGCGACUGCCCGCGCACGCCGAGUGCGGCGGGCGGCGUCCACCCGCUGGCACGCGAAGCCAUGAGCUGCGUGGAGCUGCUGGCGAGGCACCGCACCACGCUGGAGUUGAUCCUCGCGGACGGCGGCGAACGCGACGCCCCCGCGGGCUCCCUCGCCGCCGGCCUCGUCGCGGAGCUGAUCGCAGGCCUGGAACGCAACCUGCAGCGGAAACUCGCGGUCGCCUGCGCGGACGCGGGAGGCUCGCGGCACCUCUUCCUGGCAAACAACAUCAGCUUCAUACUGAGCCGCGCCGCCGACGCCGGCGGCGUGGCGUCCCUGCUCGGGGAUGCGUGGGCCGCGCGGCGCCGGGGCCGGCUCGCGCAGCACGUAGCGAGCUACGUCGAGUCGUCGUGGGGGCCGGCCGUCGCUCUCCUGGAGACGCCCGUGUGUGGCAGGGGCAAGCCGGCGAAAAUUCUGGCGGAGUUCAACGCCGCGUUUACCAGAGCGCGCGACAGCGAGGUGUGCCGCCAGGUUCCGGAUCCCACGCUCCGAGCGGCCCUGCGGAAUGCCGUGUCGGAGAUGGUGGUUCCUGCAUACUGCGCGUUUCUGCAGAAGCACCCCAAGGUUGGGACAUCCGUCAGGUACACGGCUGAUGAUGUGACCGAAUCCUUGUCGGAAUUGUUCGAAGGAGAAGCCGCGGAUGGCAGGAAAUCCUAGAGUUUUUAAGCAUGUACAGUAUAUAAGUACAUCUUCAGAGUGUACUGAACUGUCAAAAAGCCUUACCUUCUGUGCCAGUUUUGCCAGUUAGUUAUGUCACUCAGUGGCGGCACACUGGUUCCUUGUCAUCUAGGAAUAAUCUGAACAUGGAAAAUAUGGACGAGAAAUAGUAGCA
Panicum hallii is the source of this 2367-nucleotide messenger RNA. Its product is annotated as exocyst complex component EXO70A1-like. NCBI's taxonomy places the organism in Eukaryota, Viridiplantae, Streptophyta, Magnoliopsida, Poales, Poaceae. Gene Ontology annotation, biological process: exocytosis. Bases 435 to 2192 code for a protein of 585 amino acids. The transcript is spliced from 2 exons. Gene Ontology annotation, cellular component: exocyst. Gene Ontology annotation, molecular function: phosphatidylinositol-4,5-bisphosphate binding. The record is from RefSeq and is a predicted model, not a curated record.